CCAUACUGGUCGAUGUAUAUAACUCGGGCGUGGGCUUGCCGGACUCUGAGCAACAUCCCUAUCCCACUACGAUAUAUAGAUUGAUCAACGCCAGGAGGAUCCCACAGAAGAAGAAAGGGAUGGCGGCGGCGGCGGCGGCUAUUGCGGCGAGGCUCGGCGCCUGCGGCCGGGCGCUGCUCCUGCGAACGCCUUUGCCCCGCCUCGCCCAGUACAGGACAUGCACGCCGGAGCAGAUGAGAGCCGCCGCAGCCCGCGCCGCGCAAAUCAACAAGACCAAGGAGCAGCUCUUCGACAUGGUCCAUGGCCAUGUUAGCAGCGCCCACGAUGUCCCCCACAAGACGGACCGGCGCUACCUGCUGCUCAUGCAGCUACUCUCCUCACAGAUCAAGCCUAGACCCAAGGACCCUGUCUGGCGUGUCUGCCGACGUACCGAAAGAUGCAAUACUUUCUUCAAAUUUCUGGGGGUGGGUACUUCUGGCAUUUUGGGCGUAAUUGGCAUCCACGCCUUGCUCACACGAGUAGUCCCGCAACCAAAGAAGUUGGUUGCUGACUGGUGGAAUAACGUUACCAGCUGAAUCGACCAUCUUGCCGCGAUCUCUUCAGCAAUAAUAUCAGGCUGAAUAUGUAUAUUUCAGAAUAAAUAUGUAUAUUUCAGCUUUGAGGUUUAUAGUAGUAAUUAGCUAGUGUUAUGGAAGGACGAUCUAUCUUUCAUCGGUUCCUAGGCCCUAUAUAUUUGGUUCCUACCUGUAACAAGUUGAACGUAUUUGUGAGUAAGAUUUUUUUUUAACUUCCAUGCAUGCAUGGUUACCAGAUCAA
This is a messenger RNA of Triticum aestivum (bread wheat), 816 nucleotides long. RefSeq lists its product as uncharacterized. The transcript has 2 exons. The record is from RefSeq and is a predicted model, not a curated record. Lineage: Eukaryota; Viridiplantae; Streptophyta; Magnoliopsida; Poales; Poaceae. Bases 120 to 575 code for a protein of 151 amino acids.